GUUUGUGAGAGAUAGAGAGACUGUCUGAGAGAGGGGGGAGAGAGAGUGUGCGUGUGAGAGGGAAAGCGUGUGUGUGUGUGUGUGUGUGUGUGUGUGUGUGUGUGUGUAAGAGAGAGACUGGGAGAGGGAGAGAAAGAGAGGGAGAUUGUGUGAGAGCGAGAGAGGGACAGAGAGAGAGAGUGAGAGAGAGAGAGAGUGUGUGUGUGAGAGAGAGGGAGAGAGAGAGUGUGUAUGUGCGUGUGAGAGGGAAAGAGUGUGUGUGUGUGUGUGUGUGUGUGUGUGUUUGUGGAGAGGCACAGUCAGUUGUGAUAACAGCAGCGGUGGGAGGGGGAUGAGUCUGUAGCACCGCCCCCUUCUACCUCAGAUAUAAAUAGGAGCAGCAUUUUUUUCCCCUGCUCAUUUCUCAUGAAGGAUGAGAUCCCUGAAACAUCUGAAACACCACACCAGGACCAAUGUGGAGGAGGAGGACGGCGGGCGUCUUGUCGGAUGCUACCCUAAGCUGAUGGAGGGUCAGGCGGAUGCCGGCACGCAGACCGAGCCGGUGGUGGUGCUGUCCCUGGCCCAGGCCGCCGUGCUGGGCCUCAUCUCCCAGAACGAGGUGUUCGGAGCCACCAUCGCCCCCAACGGCUUCUACACGGGGGAGGCGCGGGACAGCCUCCCCGGCCCGGGCGAGGAUGUGAAGUACGAGUACGCCAGCCAGCUCAUCGGCGCCAACGGCGACUACCUGGGCGAGGGCCUGGAGGACGAGGAGGAGGGAGAGGAGGGUGGGGAGCGGAGGCGAGCGGGGCCCCUGGGGCGGGGCCGGAAGGGGGAGGCGAAGGAGCCGGCGGAGAGGGCCUCGCCGGCCGAGGGGCUCGGGAGAGUCGGCCACGGCUCCUGUGCCCAUCUCCACAGCAACCCGCCCCUGGGAGAGGGGCCCUAUAGCGUGGCCCUCAAGCAGGAGCAGCCCCCGCACGGCUGCCCCGACUGCGAACGGGAGGCCCGCGCCCAGGAGGGGCGGGGCCAGGGCGCGGAGGGGCAGGAAGGGGAGGGCGCGGAGGUGGCGGGCAGCCCGCUCAGGCCCGAGGAGGGCGGCGACAGCCCCGAAAUGAGCCGCUACUUCGAGUCCAGCGAGGUGGGCUACGAGUCCGGGGAGGCGGCCGGGCCGACGGACUACGAGGAGGGCGGGGCCGCGCUGCUGUGGGGGGACGGCGGGGGGGUCGGGGCCGGCGCGGACGGGCCGCUAGUCGGCCGGCGGACGCAGCAGAUCGACCGCCUCGACAUCAACGUUCAGAUCGACGAGUCGUACUGCGUGGACGUGGGCGAGGGCCUCCGGCGCUGGAAGUGCCGCAUGUGCGAGAAGUCCUACACCUCCAAGUACAACCUGGUCACCCACAUCCUGGGCCACAACGGCAUCAAGCCGCACGAGUGCCCCCGCUGCGGCAAGCUCUUCAAGCAGCCCAGCCACCUGCAGACGCACCUGCUCACGCACCAGGGCACCCGGCCGCACAAGUGCGCCGUCUGCAAGAAGGCCUUCACCCAGACCAGCCACCUGAAGCGCCACAUGCUGCAGCACACCGACGUCAAGCCCUACAGCUGCCGCUUCUGCCGCCGCGGCUUCGCCUACCCAAGCGAGCUGCGGGCGCACGAGACCAAGCACGAGAGCGGCCGCUGCCACGUGUGUCCGCAGUGCGGCAUGGAGCUGCCCAGCCUGGCGCACCUCAAGCGCCACCAGACCACGCACCAGGGCCCCUCGGCCUUCCAGUGCCCCGAGUGCGCCAAGUCCUUCGCCUACCGCAGCCAGCUGCAGAACCACCUGAUGAAGCACCAGAACGUGCGGCCCUACGUCUGCUCGGCCUGCGGCAUGGAGUUCGUCCAGAUCCACCACCUCAAGCAGCACGCGCUCACGCACAAGGGGAUGAAAGAGUUCAAAUGUGACGUGUGCGCACGGGAGUUCACCCUGUCGGCCAACCUGAAGAGGCACAUGCUGAUCCACACCAGCGUCCGGCCCUACCAGUGCCACGUCUGCUUCAAGACCUUCGUCCAGAAGCAGACCCUGAAGACCCACAUGAUCGUCCACCUGCCCGUCAAGCCCUUCAAGUGCAAGGUGUGUGGAAAGUCCUUCAACCGGAUGUACAAUCUCCUGGGGCACAUGCACCUGCACGCGGGCAGCAAGCCCUUCAAGUGUCCGUACUGCUCCAGCAAGUUCAACCUGAAGGGCAACCUGAGCCGUCACAUGAAGGUCAAGCACGGCAUCGCCGACCUGUCGCUGGAAGGCCACGCCGAGGAAGCCUCGCAGCGGCCCGCCCUCGCCUACGGGACGAGACGUUAGCCCCGGGCAUCGACUCGCCGAGCCUCCCGAAGGCCCCGGCCCCACUCUCGACGGCCUGAUUCCCAAUCAGGUCGUCUAAUCCAAUUCCGGUUUGAACUAGCUGAACCCCUCCCCCCCCUCUGUCGCCGCCACAGCUGAUGGGUGAUGGGUGAUGAACAACAUGGCUGCCAUGAGCCUCCCAGGUCGAACACUACAGUGGUGGAUGUUGAGAUGACUCACCCAAGCUUCCCGCCACAAAUCCAAUGUAAAAUGAUAAAGGUCUGAGAUCCUUGAAGACAAUGGAAGGCUGUAUAUAUAACGUGUAGUUUUCUAUUGGCUCUGCCUGCCCUUCAUCCAUAAUUUCAGCUAUACCCGUCCUUCCUGUUUGUCACUGUGAGGAACGUUCGCCUCAGUUCUCCGCCAGCAGUGUUCUGUGUGCAGUCUAUCGUUGGAUUAGGGACGGCUGUCUUUGUCCUCAGAGAGAGAGAGAGGGAGGGGAGGGAGUGUG
Molecule: messenger RNA, 2798 nt
Organism: Conger conger (European conger)
Lineage: Eukaryota; Metazoa; Chordata; Actinopteri; Anguilliformes; Congridae
Gene: znf710a
Product: zinc finger protein 710a
Exons: 4
Coding region: 413-2311 (632 amino acids)
Source: RefSeq, a predicted model, not a curated record